AUGAAAAGUCUUGUCUUCGGUAAUGGGCUGCUGUGCAUGGCAUUCUCCGCCAUUGUCGAUGUUCGAAUUCAGGGAUUGGGUUUCCUACCUCCACUCCAGACCCAAACCAAAACAGUUAUCGCCGUCCCGCCGGCCUUCGCAGCUAUCCUUGCUACUCGUAGGCGAAGACCAUAUCGUGUCAACCUCGGCCCCCUCCGUCCCCCAGUAAAGCAAUUGGACCCUUCGGCACCCUGUCAUGCGAUCUGGUACCGAAUGGAUGUCGCAAAUGCCAUGGUACACGCAUCGAGUUAUCGAAGACGCAAGGAUGGAACGAAAUAG
Messenger RNA from Hypoxylon fragiforme, 318 nucleotides. RefSeq lists its product as uncharacterized. The coding region runs from base 1 to 318 and encodes 105 amino acids. The transcript has a single exon. Lineage: Eukaryota; Fungi; Ascomycota; Sordariomycetes; Xylariales; Hypoxylaceae. The record is from RefSeq and is a predicted model, not a curated record.